Molecule: messenger RNA, 947 nt
Organism: Bactrocera tryoni
Lineage: Eukaryota; Metazoa; Arthropoda; Insecta; Diptera; Tephritidae
Gene: RpL8
Product: 60S ribosomal protein L8
Exons: 3
Coding region: 40-810 (256 amino acids)
Biological process (GO): cytoplasmic translation
Cellular component (GO): cytosolic large ribosomal subunit; ribosome
Molecular function (GO): RNA binding; structural constituent of ribosome
Source: RefSeq, a predicted model, not a curated record
UCUUUUCUAAUUUUACAGGCUUGGUAUUGAAAGCCAGAAAUGGGUCGUGUUAUUCGUGCACAACGUAAAGGCGCUGGGUCCGUCUUCAAGGCCCAUGUUAAGAGGCGUAAGGGAGCCGCUAAAUUGAGACCCCUCGAUUUCUCCGAACGUAAUGGAUACAUCCGUGGUGUUGUUAAGGAGAUCAUCCACGAUCCCGGCCGUGGCGCUCCAUUGGCUGUCGUACACUUCCGUGACCCCUACCGCUACAAGAUCCGCAAGGAAUUGUUCAUCGCCCCUGAGGGUAUGCAUACCGGCCAAUUCGUAUACUGCGGCCGCAAAGCCACAUUGCAAAUCGGUAAUGUAAUGCCAUUGUCCGUGAUGCCUGAAGGUACCAUCAUUUGCAACUUGGAGGAAAAGACCGGAGAUCGUGGCCGUUUGGCGCGUACAUCUGGUAACUACGCCACCGUGAUUGCCCACAAUCCUGACACCAAGAAGACUCGCGUUAAGCUGCCAUCUGGUGCCAAGAAAGUUGUGCCCUCUGCCAAUCGUGCUAUGGUUGGUAUUGUUGCCGGUGGUGGUCGUAUCGACAAGCCCAUCUUGAAGGCUGGUCGUGCAUACCACAAAUACAAGGUGAAACGUAACAGCUGGCCUAAGGUGCGUGGUGUUGCUAUGAAUCCCGUUGAGCAUCCUCACGGUGGUGGUAACCAUCAACAUAUUGGUAAAGCUUCCACAGUUAAGCGUGGAACAUCUGCUGGUCGCAAGGUCGGUCUCAUCGCUGCCCGUCGUACCGGUAGAAUACGUGGUGGUAAGGGCGACACCAAGGACAAAUAAGCUGGAACUUAACAACAAUCCGGGUUUAGUUGAAGGGAGUGAAUAUUGUAAUAGUGAGAAUGUGUAUUUGUUGGUGGAUUUAAAAUGGAUUCGCAUUUACACAGAAAAAAUAAAAAUAUUUUUAUUUUAAAAUGAAA